Molecule: messenger RNA, 1603 nt
Organism: Nylanderia fulva
Lineage: Eukaryota; Metazoa; Arthropoda; Insecta; Hymenoptera; Formicidae
Source: RefSeq, a predicted model, not a curated record
GGCGCACUGUUCCCACGUUCACGCUUUUUAGCGCCCGCAUUAAGGUAACUCUUGCCUUCUUGCGAGUUAAAGUCACAGUAUGUCGCGCUGAAUCCCUCAGUUGCGGGUUCCUCGCAAUGGAAACAGCUGUCUUCGAUACUCUCUCGUCAUCGUCACUCCAUUUGCACCGACCGUAGACUUAAUCGACCAAACAUGCGGUUGCGUAAGACCUCCGAACGUCACUUGCUCCCGCAUCAUCUUCUGCUGAUCGUGUUUGCAUGCGCGAGGACCGCCGAGGUAUCUGAAGUGACAUGCGAAAAUGUGUCCUUCAAGGAAGCCUCCUUAAGGGAUCGAUAUUCCAGUCAGGAAACGACGAUAGCUGCACCUAUAGUUGAUAACAGUCAGAAAUCAACAUCGCCGAUCGUCAUUGGAGCUCUACCACGAAACACUUCCGGUGUCUUCAGACCCAGUAUACACUUGGGCGAGAUCGAGCAGUCCAAGAGCCGGAAGAAUCCCUUUAACAACGUGCAACACGUCAGAUUCGAGAGCAACGUUCACGUUGACGAGCAACACGAUCGGUCCCAGGACGUCGUCGGUCUUCUGGAGGAAGGUACAAGAUCCAGAAUUAAGUUUCAAGACGACGAUCAGGUGGUCCCGGGUGUCCAGCAACAUUCCUUUAACGAUCAGCAAGCGGCUACGGAGGUCGUUUCGGAGUCGCCGCUUGAACAGGCCACCAUCGGACACGUGUUUCUCGAUCAGACGUUUUAUCAAAAGCCGCAGGACGCGUCUACCGUCUUCGGCAAAAUGAUGACGGAUCAGCGCACGACCGGGGCUUACUUCGACCUCACGAGACCUCCUCCGUACGUCAUCAAUUAUUACGCCAGUCAAAGUCAGAACGCUCAUCAGCCGAUACAGGAGACCGCGCUCGAGAUGAUUAAAAAACCCGGGAGCAAUGGCGUCCUGGUUGUCGAGCAGUCCACUUACACGAGGAAGCGCAAAUUCCCGUACACGUUUUAUCAACCCAGCGACGAGUAUCGCGAUAUGCAAUACUUGGAAGAACCACACUCGACCAUGACUUAUCCGCAAGUAAGAAGUCUGUCUCCUUGGAAGAAGAUCAUCCAUCUGAUCGGUACUUUUCUGCCUCUGGGUCUGCUGUUGGCGCUGACACCCAAAGUUGUGCGGAUCAACAACAACAACACGGCAACAACCCAACCGAGCAUCAUCCUCUCGAAGCUGAGGGUCGCCGAUCUGCCUAUUGAACACAAGCGAGCACGUUUGUCCAAUGAACAAUCGACGACUGUCUGCGAAGAUCGAUCGAUCUGCGAAUUAAUUUUGGCUGGUAGUGAACCGCAGUCUAAUAUUCUUCAAAAUAUUCUGUGGAACUUGGCUACCAGCGGAACCGCGGAUGACAUCGCAAAAAGAAAUGGUCUUCGGGAGAUUUUUAACGCUGUGAGAAAGAAGGAUUGUAUGAUCAUCGAUUGUUAAUGACCGUCUAUAGGCAGCCUGAAGAACAACUUACGGUCACACGCGAUCUCUUUCACGCUCGUUGAUUUAUGGCGUUAAUAUUCACACUUAUGCAAAUUCUCGACUUUAUGCAUAAAAUAGCGAGUGCAAAAAACAUUAC